Molecule: messenger RNA, 807 nt
Organism: Diatraea saccharalis (sugarcane borer)
Lineage: Eukaryota; Metazoa; Arthropoda; Insecta; Lepidoptera; Crambidae
Source: the annotation of a GenBank genome assembly
AUGGAGGGCACAGAAGCCCCAACCCAACGACCCCCCCUCCCCUGUCCCGAAGGACUCCCCCCCCUCGGCGGCCGCUACUUGGAAUAUGUCCAAGACGCCCGCCGAGCCCCCAGUGUCGGACUCUUGGCCAUAGGGACCGAUGAAUCAGCUAACGCUGAAUUCAUCCUUCCCUAUGCCCGGGUUGUUCAAUCAGUACGGAUAAUAAACAUGCGAGUACCUGAAGUCAUACAGUAUGGAACCAAAGAUUCUGUGACCCUGGAUUGCGACUAUGUCACGGACAACGUCACAGGGCUUGUGGUCAAAUGGUUUUACAUGGAUAAAUCGCAACCGGUGUACCAAUGGAUACCACCGCAGAAGCCACAAGCGUUAGGUCGAUUAAAAAAUAAGCUUGAUCUUAAUUAUAAAGUAUCACACAACCCGUACACCCAGCAUCGAGCGUUGCACAUCAUGUCAUUGAGUCCAGAUCUCACAGGGAACUAUACUUGUGUGGUAUCCACGUUCUUGGCGGAAGAUCAAAAAACCAGGCCUAUGGCUAUAUUUGAUCCGGAGAAAAAAUUCGAUAUGAUAUUGGACAGAUUAGCGGACGGAUACUUGAAUAUUAUCUGCUCAGUUGAAGGCGUUUAUCCAAAACCUGAACUAGUCAUUUUAGCUGGUAAUAGACCCUUAAAUGCAAAGUCUUCAUUGAAAAUAAUCAAUGAUCGUUAUGUAGCGUUGACGAGUGCAGUUGUGAAGGUGGACGCUUUGCCACCCACCGUGGAGAUCUUAUGCGAUAUGCAGGUUGCUCAAUCAGCAGUUCCAGAGUCAUGA